This is a messenger RNA of Coregonus clupeaformis (lake whitefish), 5275 nucleotides long. RefSeq names its product coiled-coil and C2 domain containing 1A (gene cc2d1a). The transcript is spliced from 27 exons. The record is from RefSeq and is a predicted model, not a curated record. Lineage: Eukaryota; Metazoa; Chordata; Actinopteri; Salmoniformes; Salmonidae. Bases 198 to 3182 code for a protein of 994 amino acids. Gene Ontology annotation, biological process: regulation of transcription by RNA polymerase II. Gene Ontology annotation, molecular function: DNA-binding transcription repressor activity, RNA polymerase II-specific; RNA polymerase II cis-regulatory region sequence-specific DNA binding. Gene Ontology annotation, cellular component: nucleus.
GUAGGAAGUAGCCCAAUGUACACACCUUUUCGUGUUUUUAAUACCUCUCUAACUAACAAUAAUUUAUACGUGAGUAGCGUUCUCUCAUAUGUUUUCGAAAUGAUCAGUCGUCGUAUGAACUAAGAAAGCGCUCAACAUAUGGUCUGUGGAAAACGUAUGACAAGUUGUGGCACAGGUCAGUUGACAAGGUUCUCUCCAUGAGUCACAGUCGGAAUCCCCCACCCAGGGGACAGGGGGCAGCGCGAGCCAAACAGAUGGGGCUGCUCCUGGAUCUGUCUCCGGAUGGAGGGAUGGAUGAAGGUGGAAAUGAAAAGGAGCUGGAGGCGGAGCUACUGGCUCUGAUGGGAGGGGACAGGUCCCAGGGGAAGAGAGGGAAAGCUCCAGUUCCAAUGGCCGACAUCGAGCGUAUGGCGGCUCUGUGUAUGAAGGACCUUGAUGAUGAUGAUGUUGGGGAUGAAGAUCUGGAGGAUGACGAUGAUCUCCUGGCUGAGCUGAAUGAGGUCUUGGAGGACAAUGAUGAUGAUGAAAAGGUUCCUGCCACCCCUCCCAGCUCUAACUCCACCCCCCGCUCCACCCCCACCACCCCUAGUGGUACAACCGGGCUGGAGGCCUGCCUGGCUGAACGCAUUGACAUGUACCAGACGGCCAUCUCCAACGCCAAGGCAGAGGGGGAGAUGAGCAAGGCUCGCAGAUACGACCGCGGGUUGAAGACGUUGCAGUCCAUGAUGGCGUCAGCCAAGAAAGGAAAACCAAUCAACGAAGAGGCAAUCCCGCCUCCUGUCGCCACAGGUGGAAAGCCUGCCCCAGCCCCCGUGCAGCAGCUUGAACCAAUCAAAGAGCGGGGGCCGCCAACCCCAGUGAUGACGCCCUCCCCGUUCACCAAUCAGAAGCAUCUGAGGGAGGCUCCGCAUGUUGCCCCGCCUCCUAAGCCCCGCCUCCUGGUCCCCCCUCAGAAAAACACUGCCGUUACCCCGGAUACGCCCGCUAUUUCCCCCCUCACCCCCAUUCAACCGGACGCACGGCACUCAGAGUUGAAGCAGUGUGUUCUAAACAGACAGAGGGAGUAUAAGCUUGCAGCCCUCCAAGCCAAGCAGGGAGGAGAGUCAGAGCUGGCCAGACAACACUACCACAUCGCCAAGAAACUAGACCCCGUAGUAGAGGCAUUGGACAGAGGGGAACCAGUGGACCUCAGCUCUCUACCUCCCCCUCCAGGAGAUGCAGUGGUAGAGCGUUCUGCUCCUCCUCCUCCCCAGUCUUCCUCCAGACCCUCCCCUGCCGCUCCCCCUGCAGCUCCCCCGGUGGCCGACUCCGCCCUCCCGGCCCCAGGCAGUGUAGGGGAAGCGUUACAACAGAGGAUGGAGCGAUACAAAGCUGCAGCAGAAGGGGCCAGGAGUAAAGGAGACGACCGCAAGGCACGCAUGCACCAGCGCAUCGUCAAGCAAUACCAGGAUGCCAUCAGGUCUCAUAAGUCUGGACGACCAGUCAACCUAGCUGAUCUACCUGUACCACCAGGCUGUCCUCCGCUGCAGGGCUCAGAGAGCGGCCAACAGAACUUCAUGGGCGUCCUGGAGACGGCCAUGAAACUAGCCAAUCAGGACGCAGACGCAGAGGACGAGGACGGACCAGGGGAAUUGGCAAAGCCUGCAGUGGGAGCUCCAGUCCAGAAAGGCAAAGCUCCGACCCCUCCCACACCAGGUUCUGGAGGCAACACAACACAGGGCUCCAGACUGGGGCCUAAAGCCCAGCAGCAGUUGGACUUCCUGUUGCUGCGGCGGCAGGCGUUCAUCCGCGCGGCGCUGCGUUCUAAACAGAUGAAGGACAUGCAGGGAGCAGCAGUCCAUCUCCGACACGCUAAGGGACUGGACCAGAUGAUCAGCGCCACCAAGGGAGGCCUGCCUGUAGACAUCACCAAGGUCCCCAGUGCUCCAGUCAGUGAGGAGGACUACUCUCUGUCUCGGUCUCAUUCCUCUCCUCGCUCCUCAGAGCAGUACAGCAGCCUCAUGGAGCUCCUCCGACAGCAGCACCAGAAAUGUCUGGGUUACUCACAGCAGUUCACUCACAUGGGAAGCGUGGCCGAGACCUCCAGGUUUGAGAAGCUGGCAGAGGAGUGUAUGCAGAACAUUGAGGUACUGAAGAAGGCCCACGCCAAGGGCCAACCUGUCCCCAAAUACCACACUGAGGAGAGGACCUUCAACACUGUCAAAAUGUAUCCUAACCUGACAGCCAAUGAGAUGAUGCUGUACAUCGUGAAGGGUAUCAAUCUACCUGCUCCCUCAGGAGUAUCUGCUAGUGAUCUGGACACCAGUGUGCGCUUUGAGUUUCCUUUUCCUAGUGCGGAGGAGGCCCAGAAGGAUAAGACCAGUACAGUGAAGAACAGCAACAGUCCAGAGUUUAAAGAGCAGUUUAAACUGAACAUCAACCGUCAACAUAGAGGCUUCAAGAGGGUCAUCCAGGCCAAAGGCAUCAAGUUUGACAUCAUCCACAAGGGGGGUCUGUUCAAGGGGGACAAAGUGUUGGGGAACGCUCAGCUGAAGCUGGACUCACUGGAGAACCAAUGUGACAUCAGACAGAUUAUAGAGGUGUUGGAUGGUCGUAAGGCUACAGGAGGUAAGCUGGAGGUGAGGGUAAAGAUUCGGGAGCCGCUGGGAGGAGCACAGCUUCAGACCACCACAGAGAAAUGGCUGGUCCUAGACCCUCUACCAAUCACCACCCCCGACAGAGAGAGAGAACAACAGUCCCCCUCUCUCUCUUCCCCCCAGUCCCCCUCUCCUCGCUCCAAACCCAAGAGUGACCAUGGGAGGAACAAGCAGCCUAACCAGUCCAGCCACUCUCCUGCCCAGUAUAAACUCCACAGCUUCAGUCUACUGCACUACGAUAAGGAGAGACUGGAGAGACAGAUUGGUGAUUACAGGAAGAGUAGGCGGGAUCCUCCGUCUGACCUGCUACAGCAACACAAGGAGGUCACACACAGGCUGCAGUGGCAGAAAGCCCAGCUAGAGAGAGGCUCCGCUACACUACUGUCAGAGUAUGAGAAUGUUUUGCAGCGUUUCGCCCAGGGACUUGCUGAGUCAGUGAAGAAGUUUUCCAGCCAAGGCAACAGGGAUGCUGCUAAGGACGCUCUAGGUCGGCUGAAGAUGGUGGAGACUGAGUUGGAAUCUCUCAAGAGGAAACGCACCGUAUGAGAGGAAAAGGACAGAGGGAGAGUUGGCUGGAGGACUGUUAUAUUACACACACACACACACACACACUCAGGGGACAGGUCCAAGCACCUUUAACAUCUUCAUGACACUCCUAUGUUCCUCUCUGCCUCCUCCACUAAUACUCUCCCUUUUACUCUGUAGUUUAAUUAGUAUUGUCAUUCAUACAAUCCGUUAUGAAGAAGAACCCGUUUGAAUAAUAACAGGCUUGCAUCCCAAAUGGCAUCUUAUUCCCUAUGUAGUGCACUACUUUUGACCAGGGCCCAUAGGGACUAUAUAGAGAAUAGGGUGCCAUUUGAGAUGCGAGGCAGAAAUGGGCUCCUGUGAGAUUGAAAGUGACAUGAAGACAGAACCCAGGGCAGGAGAGAGAAAGCCUUAUUUGCACUUCAAAACAAAACACUACCGAUAUUAACAAAACCCUGCCGCCUUCAGAAUAGUCCUUAAAGUCCUUCAUUGGUUCUCUCUCUUUCUCUCUGUUCAGAGAGUGGUGUGUGAUGGUUCUCCUCCAGGUGUGGUGUGUGUGUGUGUGUAUGUGUGUGUGUGUGUGUAAUGUUAAUGAGCUUAAUCUAAUCUUUCUGCUCCACUAUUCCCAGAUAACUGUAAUCUGACCCGUUUGGUGCUGUGUGAUAUGGGAGUAAAACCGGGGUUCCGGGCAUGGGAACUACAUCCCAUAAUGAAGGAUUAGCUAACACUGGUGUCGCCAUGGAGAUGCCUCAUUCAGGGAAGUGAGGAGAGGAGGUACUCCAGGGGUUCAAUUGAAAAGGACAGAGUUAGAAUUAGUGUAGAACGGACAUAUAGCUGUAAAAUCCACUGGAUUUGCUUUGAAUUGGGAUGAAUGUAGGUUCUCUAUUAAUUGUAAUUCUAUGGUACGGAGUCUGGGAGCCCGUUUAAAAGGACCCUUCUUAUAGGACGAUAUUUAGCCCAUUGUGAUGUCAUCAAUUAGGCUUGCGUCAUAUGACUAUGAUGUCAUCAGUUAGAAUGUUCAACAAAGGAUUGCGUCCUCACCACAUUGUGAUGUCAUCAGUUAGAGGUCGUGUUACUCUGCUCAGACGUUGCUGACGCCAGAUCUUCAGUCAGGGUGACGGGGGCUGGGAGGGGGUACAGAACAGACUUCAGUCAGGGUGACGGGGAUGGGAGGGGGUACAGAACAGGGAACAGAACAGACUUCAGUCAGGGUGACAGGGGCUGGGAGGGGGUACAGAACAGACUUCAGUCAGGGUGACAGGGGCUGGGAGGGGGUACAGAACAGACUUCAGUCAGGGUGACAGGGGCUGGGAGGGGGUACAGAACAGACUUCAGUCAGGGUGACGGGGAUGGGAGGGGGUACAGAACAGGGAACAGAACAGACUUCAGUCAGGGUGACAGGGGCUGGGAGGGGGUACAGAACAGACUUCAGUCAGGGUGAUGGGGGCUGGGAGGGGGUACAGAACAGACUUCAGUCAGGGUGACGGGGGCUGGGAGGGGGUACAGAACAGACUUCAGUCAGGGUGACGGGGGCUGGGAGGGGGUACAGAACAGACUUCAGUCAGGGUGACGGGGGCUGGGAGGGGGUACAGAACAGACUUCAGUCAGGGUGACGGGGGCUGGGAGGGGGUACAGAACAGGGUACAGAACAGACUUCAGUCCGGGUGACGGGGGCUGGGAGGGGGUACAGAAUAGAGAGGCCUUUGUGUGGUUUCUGGGUCAGAUUGGAGGGCAGAAAGAAAUGGGGUGCGUCCCAAAUGACACCCUAUUCCCUAUAUAGUGCACUAUAGGGUGCCAUUUGGGAUGCUACCCAUGUCCCCAGCGGCAGAUACAGUAGAUGACUUCAUCCGUGUCCAAGCUGGCAUGAUGUCGGCCCCAAAUCCUACAGUGAUCCUCUAAGAAUGAGAAGAAGAGGCUUCACUGUACACACUCUCCCUCACACACACACACACACACACACACACACACACUGUCAGGCUGGUGCAUUCCCGCUCUAAUGCUCAUCAGCAUUCUCCGUGGUUGGUUACGGGACAAACAACCCUGACAGACAGACAGACAGAUGGUCAAACUUACUGGAACCUCACUUCUCUUUUCUCUCUCUCUGUCUAUCCCAC